UUGAAAUCAUCAAACCAUAUUAUUAUUUAAAAAAAAAAAUUCAACAACAUACAACCCUUCAUCACUUUCCCUCCUUCACCUCCACCAUGAAAACAACAACAACCACCCUUACUCUCCAUUUUCCCUUUAUCUUGUUCUUCUUCUUCUUCUUCCUAUCCAUCUCCUUCCCAACCCCUUCCUUCUCCCAAUCAGAUACUUAUCUUAUACCUCUAAACCCAAGGCUAGACAAAGCUUUCAUAGCCUUACAAGCCUUCAAACACUCCAUUACCUCCGACCCCAACAACUUCACCGGCGACUGGUGCGGCCCUCAUGUCUGCAACUACACCGGAGUUUAUUGCACACAUGCUCUCGAUGACCCUGACAUUUACACCGUCGCCGGCAUCGACCUCAAUCACGCAAAUAUCUCCGGCGAGCUCCCCGAAGAUCUCGGCCUCCUCACUGACCUUGCUCUCUUCCACCUCAACUCCAAUCAGUUUUGCGGCACCUUGCCGGAAUCUUUCGCUGAUCUCAAGCUCCUCUUUGAACUAGACGUCAGCAACAACCUUCUUUCCGGCCCCUUCCCUUCAGUGGUCCUCAAACUUCCAUCUUUGAAGUACCUUGAUUUGAGAUACAAUUCAUAUCAUGGUGAUGUGCCAAAAGAUGUGUUCAACCUCAAGCUCGACGCUUUCUUCAUAAACAACAAUAACUUCACUUUCACUUUGCCGGACAACAUCGGCAACUCUCCGGUCUCCGUCUUGGUCGCUGCCAGCAACCAGCUCAAUGGCUGCUUACCUCGCAGUAUCGCAAACAUGUCGAAAACUCUAAAUGAGAUUGUAAUUCAGAACAGCAAUUUAAGCUCUUGUAUCCCGCCGGAGUACGGCGAGUUGGUUAAUCUCACGGUGUUCGACGUCGCCUUUAAUAGCUUGGUCGGUCCAUUGCCGGAGACUUUUGGAAAGUUGAAGAAGUUGGAGCAGUUGGAUGUUGCUCAUAAUAAGCUCUCCGGCGAUAUACCGGAGAGUAUCUGCGAGUUGCCGAGGCUCAAGAACUUCACUUUCUCUUAUAAUUACUUCUGCGGUGAGUCGGAGAAGUGUUCAAAGAUUCGGAGAAGGGAUGAUAGGGAGAACUGCAUUCCUUAUAGGCCUGAUCAAAGGUCUGAGGAAGAGUGCAGUGCUUUCUUAGAAAAACCAGUACAUUGUGAUGCUUUUAGUUGUAUGGCAACAUCUCCGCCGCCGCCAACGCCGCCGCCAACAGCACCACCUGUUUAAUUCAUAUUGAGAUGAAUAAAUAAAUAAAUAAAUAUAUAUAUAAAUAUAAAUAUGUAAAUGCUUUUCUUUGUUUUGCUUUUGUUGAUGGUUGUCUUGUUUUCUCUUGUAAACGAAGAAUGAAUGAUGGCUGAUGGUUAAGUGUUUGAUUUGGACGGGAUAAUUGUUGGGAGAAUGCAAGUCAAGCUAUGUAUUAUGAAUAAUGUCAUGGAGCAUUUUGUCUUUGUUUA
Dioscorea cayenensis subsp. rotundata (Guinea yam) is the source of this 1471-nucleotide messenger RNA. Its product is annotated as leucine-rich repeat extensin-like protein 6. The record is from RefSeq and is a predicted model, not a curated record. Lineage: Eukaryota; Viridiplantae; Streptophyta; Magnoliopsida; Dioscoreales; Dioscoreaceae. Gene Ontology annotation, molecular function: protein binding. Bases 87 to 1244 code for a protein of 385 amino acids. The transcript has 2 exons.